Messenger RNA from Exophiala xenobiotica, 1655 nucleotides. RefSeq lists its product as uncharacterized. The coding region runs from base 451 to 1512 and encodes 353 amino acids. Lineage: Eukaryota; Fungi; Ascomycota; Eurotiomycetes; Chaetothyriales; Herpotrichiellaceae. The transcript has 2 exons. Gene Ontology annotation, cellular component: Golgi apparatus. Gene Ontology annotation, molecular function: antiporter activity. The record is from RefSeq and is a predicted model, not a curated record.
CUUCACAACUCAUGGACUCCUUGGCAAGGACAGCACUUCAAGAUAGGAGACCACUGUUGACAGUCCUCCACCUGCAGCGAAUUGACAGAAGCUUGUCCCGUGGUCUCGUUGGUCAACCUGAGGUUUUGAGCCAGCCUUGUGUCCCACACAAGUGCCUGAAAAUGAGACGGGACUCUUCGCGAGCCCGGCGAUCUUUUGACGCUUUGAUAACAUUCAGACAUUUAGGGAGUGGUCAUUUGUUGUCACUCGGCACGAAGCAAUGUCCACCUUCGGUCGGCGGAUGUCUCCUGCCUCCAGGUAUGGCGCUGAACUGACACCCGUCGGAUCGUAUAAGAAAAGAAAAGGUGCCGCUCAGGACACCAGGUUCUCUCUGCUCAUCGCCGCAUUAACGAGCGUUUACCCUUCGUGUUGUUUGAUCGUCAACUUUGAACGCCGUAUCUCGACAUCACCAUGUCUUCGACCAGCUCCUCCCCAACAUUGCUGGGCAGCAGUCCGCCAAUGGCUCUGGGUCGCAAGGACGAAGAAUCUGGCCUGUUGCCCAUUGAAGAACUCGAAAUGCUGGAUAAAAGGGCGAACGUCAAUGAGAAACCAGUCUGGCUCGACGAGUCCGAGGACACGAUACCCCGGCCAUCACUGAGACAAGUCUUCAUCGAUUAUUCAUGCGUAUUAUUAAACGUCACGUCGACGAUUGCCAUUGUUUUUAUCAACAAGAUCGUCCUGAGCGACGAACAGCUUCGGCAUUGUCAGAUAUCGAUUGCGGCAUACCACUUCUUUAUAUCAUUUGUGGUUCUGUAUAUUGCGGGCCGUUUACUGAAGAUGUUCCCCGUGGUUUUCUUACCCGUCAAGGAAGUCUUCUCCGUUGCAGCAUUCUUCGCCGGUUUCUUGAUCUUGGGCAAUCUGUCCCUCACCUUCAACAGCGUCAGCUUCUAUCAGCUGGCCAAGAUAUUGACGACCCCGACUGUUGUCUUCCUCAAUUUCAUCAUUCUGGGAAAGACGGUGACGGUACCAGUUCUGGUGUCGAUUGCGGCAUUGUGCGUCGGGGUCGGACUCAUCACCUCAGCAUCUAUCUUCUCCAACGUCUUGGGGACGUGCGUCGCCGUUGCCGCAUUCACCAUCACCGCCCUCUAUCAGAUCUGGAUCGGGAAGAAGUUGACGGACCUCAAGGUCUCACCCCCUCAGCUCUUGCUCAACCAAGCUCCCGUGGCGUGCGGGCUAUUGCUGCUACUCUGUGGCUUUGUCGACAAAGUCCCUGUCGUGGAGAAUCUGGACAUGCGCAGUGUCCAUGCACUGGUAGUCUCUGGGUUCGUGGCGGCACUCUUGAAUGUUUCACAAUUCCUGGUGAUCGGACGAACAUCAGCAUUGACAUUCAAUGUCAUCAGCCAAUUGAAGACUCUGGCAAUUGUGGGGUUGAGUUGGUAUCAUGAAAGUCGGGCAUUAUCGAUCAUGGAUGUGAUAGGAGUGGUCAUGACUCUCGGAAGUGCAUAUGCAUAUGCUACUGUUUCGAAAAAGUGACGACAGCGACAUGACUAUGAGCCUUUUUUGCUUUCUACUUCUUACCUACUAUAUCUACUUAAAUAUUUGGAUUAGCAUAGCGCAUAAUGAUACCAUGCUUGGGGCCGUCGGGGAGAACAAUUCAUUACAUUGCAAACGAAACA